This is a messenger RNA of Rosa chinensis, 501 nucleotides long. RefSeq lists its product as uncharacterized. NCBI's taxonomy places the organism in Eukaryota, Viridiplantae, Streptophyta, Magnoliopsida, Rosales, Rosaceae. The record is from RefSeq and is a predicted model, not a curated record. The transcript is spliced from 5 exons. The coding region runs from base 1 to 501 and encodes 166 amino acids.
AUGACGGAGACUUUGAACUUGUUCCAAACAAUCGCGGGAAAUUUGGAAUCCUAUUUUAGCGCCUCUUACCCGAGCUCUCUCUCACCCUUAUUCAUUCUCACCCACCAGAAUCAAGAAGAAACACUCUCAGAUGUGAAGAAACACCCACAGAUCAAUCAUCUCCCUUCCACUCUCAUCAGCCCAUCAAAGAUACACUCUCAGCACCACCAUAUAUUGCAAUGCAUAUCCCUCUCGGUCUCUCUAUCUCAGUUUACAACUUCCGCCAUUGAUCGAAGAUACCAUAUGACUUGCUGUCUCCUCCGAACAUUUGAGUUUCUCAUUGUUUGGAAAAGCAUUGCUGUUCAGAAAUCAUUCCUAUUUAGCAUACCUCCAUCUGGAAAAAGUCAGCCAUUAAAAGCCUUUUCUACUAGCAUCUUCAUCAGUUCCGCAUCAUUCAGUACUGAGGAUCACACAACCCUUUUUUUGUCAUUGACUUUCACAACUGUUUACUUAAGAAAGUGA